Talaromyces stipitatus ATCC 10500 is the source of this 2532-nucleotide messenger RNA. RefSeq names its product Nulp1-pending protein. Bases 209 to 2455 code for a protein of 748 amino acids. The record is from RefSeq and is a predicted model, not a curated record. The transcript is spliced from 2 exons. Gene Ontology annotation, biological process: ribosome-associated ubiquitin-dependent protein catabolic process; rescue of stalled cytosolic ribosome. Gene Ontology annotation, cellular component: RQC complex. NCBI's taxonomy places the organism in Eukaryota, Fungi, Ascomycota, Eurotiomycetes, Eurotiales, Trichocomaceae. Gene Ontology annotation, molecular function: protein binding.
CCUCAAACUUUUCUUUAUUUGGAUUGAUAGUUGUAUGAAAAAGGCAUUCUUUCGCCUAGGAAGAUUCAAAACUAACAAUAUUGUUCUUCCAGAUUUCCUUCAUUGUCAUUCGGAAUGAUUACAUGCCCCACUAUAAGGCUUCUUGGUUUGCGAUGACACACAUUCAGUUGAACAUUUGAGCCCCGAAACUUUCCAUGAAUUGCCGAAAAUGUCUUCCAGAGCAUUACGAAAAUUGCAAAAGCAGCGCGAACUAGAGGCACAACUCCAGGUCCCUGAGGAUCAGGAGUCUGAUGAAGAAGUCACGCCUGCCCCUUCAAAAAAGAAAUUAAAUGCAUUCGACUUGCUGAAUGCGGCCGAAGAAGAUGAUGAAGAUGGCCAAGAUUCAGAAGCUGAGAUAGAAUCGAACGAGACACAUACCCCUCAAGUCAAAGCUCCGCCUGCGACUGCAGAAGUAGGGUCAGCCAAAAAGAACAAGAAGAAGAAAAAGAAGAAGUCGACACAAACUGCACCGCAGAAGCUGGCUUCCGAACCGGAAAAACCAGCUACAGAGGAAGAACUUGAUGAUAUUGAUCGAGCUCUCAGGGAGUUGGCAGUGAAGAAUGGCACUGAUGCCGUUUUGGGCGAGAAUCAGCACAUGCUUUCCAGCGCGAGGGAAGGCUCAUUCGCCAAAUCACCCUCGGAACUGCUUGCCAUCGAUCCAAAGUCUCUUAAUGCGAUCAACGAGAUGCGGAAACUUUUCGGAAAUGUCGUUCUUGAGUCAUUUGAUGAUCAGGAUACUGGAUCUGGAAGACGAAGGGAACGGCAACGGGAGAUGAUUGACCUGGGGAAAGCGUUGAGUGGCCGAUAUAGUCCGGCAAGCAGAGGACAGAGUCUUGCCGGUGUAAAAAUGCGGAAAAACAUACUUAUGCAUGGAAAAGACGAGUGGCCGAGAACCACGAGUGGUGGGUUAGGAAUGGAGCUCGUGCAGAAACUACCGGAUGGUAGUAGUCAAUAUCGACUUGUGCACAACAAGGUAUAUAAAGACGUACAACUACAGUUUGACAUGUGUGUUGAAUCUAUGGAUCCUCAACGAUUAAUCCAUCUGCUACAAUACAAUCCAUAUCACAUCUCGACAUUACUUCAAGUCUCCGAAAUAGCGAAACACCAAGGUGAUCAUGCCGUGUCAGCUGAUCUUCUGGAAAGAUCGUUGUUCAACAUAGGGCGUGCAGCUCACUCCUCAUUCAAUACCCAGCUCCAAGAAGGAAAGGCAAGACUGGAUUUUAUGCUCACGGAGAACCGAGAGUUAUGGCUCACAGUAUGGAGAUAUAUUGCAAACCUUGGCAUGAAAGGAACAUGGCGAACAGCAUACGAAUGGGCUAAACUCGUCCUGAGUCUUGACAUUAAUGACCCUUACUGUAUGAGGCUGCUCAUUGACCAUUUGGCACUGCGGGGCCGACAGUACGAGCAUUUUAUCUCUCUUUGCACCGAGACCGUUUUCAAGGAAGACUGGGAGUCAUAUCCCAAUAUCCAGUGUUCACUAUCCUUGGCAUACCUACGAUUGAAUAAGCCCAAAGAGGCUCGUCAGCAACUGCGGGCGGCCAUGUCGUGCUAUCCAUGGAUCUUCAACCGAUUGGCCCAGGAGUUGGAUGUGCAGCCUAUUCCCAAAAGAAUAUGGGGAAAGAUGCCUUCGGCACAGUCUCACGAAUUACUCGCCGAACUUUAUAUAUCUCGCGCAAAGGAUCUGUGGAAUACACCAGAAGUCCUUGCGCUCCUUGUGGAAAUAGCAGAGACUUUGUCUGGAGAUGUCGUUUCUAUUGAACCACCAGAAAUCACAUUGGACAUAGCACGCCACGUCGUACUUUCCGAUAUUCCAAGUGUCACAACUCAUCUUCCGACUCGAUUCACUACCGGCAGAAUUUCCGCUUCUGACCCGCUGCCUCCAUAUGACUCCGAGGCUUACCGACAACAGACAAACCCAGUUCCUUCGUAUAUUUCCCAAAUCCCAGAAGCCGCCCAACCGCAGUGGUUGAGAAAUCUCCUUGGCCGUGUGAAUCCAGAAGGAUUCGAGCAUGCAGAUGAUGAUGACGACCACAGCGAAGAGGGCGAAGAUAAUAAUCCAGAAUUGGGUCCACCAUAUGUACUCGGAGGCUCGGACGAAGAUGAUGACCUUGCAAACGCCUUUCCUCCACCACCCGAAAGUGAUCAAGGGGAAAUUAGACGUUGGCUUUUGGGUAUUGGUAUCCCACCUCUUCAAGCAUUCGUGCGUCAACACGGUAUAGAUCCUGGAAACUGGGACGAUGUUGAAUCUACUCCGGUGAGAAACUAUGUCGAUGCUUUAAUAAGGGUUUAUCCCUUUGAGGAUAGGGAAGAAUUGCUCUAUGGACCAAUUCAAAAUAUACUGGGUGAGAUGGUGGUGGAUCUGCUGGAAUGGCAAGGGCAAAUGCGUCCGGAAUAUUGGGAGCAUCCAAGCAAUUGAAGUGUCGCCACAUGUGGAACAUAUUAGAGUCCCAUGUUUCAUGACAGAGAAAAUAUCCAUGUUCGAAGUUUCAGGAG